Messenger RNA from Ascoidea rubescens DSM 1968, 1683 nucleotides. RefSeq names its product proline specific permease. The transcript has a single exon. The coding region runs from base 1 to 1683 and encodes 560 amino acids. Gene Ontology annotation, biological process: amino acid transmembrane transport. Lineage: Eukaryota; Fungi; Ascomycota; Saccharomycetes; Ascoideales; Ascoideaceae. The record is from RefSeq and is a predicted model, not a curated record. Gene Ontology annotation, molecular function: amino acid transmembrane transporter activity. Gene Ontology annotation, cellular component: membrane.
AUGAACGAUAUUGAAAAAAAUACUGGAAAAGAUCAUGCAGUUCAUUCUGUCAAUUCUCAUUUCGAAGACGGAUCAGUCCACACACAAAAAAAUGGGGCAGUUGUUUUUGAUGAAAGUGACGAAAAUAAUGUGCAUCGUGGUUUGAAAUCUCGUCAUAUUCAGCUUAUUGCUAUAUCUGGGUGUAUUGGUACAGGGUUGUUUGUUGGUUCUGGUGGUUCAUUAUCUACUUGUGGUCCAGCAAGUUUAUUUUUAUCAUAUUGCAUUAUUUCAGUUGUGAUGUGGGUGAUUAUGAACUGUUUGGGUGAAAUGAUCGUUUAUCUUCCAUUGAAGGGUAUGGCUAUCAGUGGGUAUGUUGAUAGAUAUGUUGAUAAAUCGUUGGCAUUUGCAACUGGGUGGUGUUACUGGUAUACGUUCUCAAUUGUUGUUGCAGCAGAGACAACUGCAGCUGGUUUAAUUGCGCAGUAUUGGAAUGAAGAUGUUAAUAUUGCAAUUUACAUUACUGUUUUCACGAUUUUAAUCGUUGGGAUCAAUGUGUUUGCAGUUGAGUUGUAUGGAGAAAUCGAGUUCUGGUUUGGAUCAAUCAAAGUUAUUGCCAUUAUUGGGUUAAUCUUCGUUGGAUUUGUGUUGUUUUUCGGUGGUGGACCAAAUCAUGAUCGAUUAGGAUUCAGAUAUUGGAAGGACCCUGGUGCAUUUAAAGAGCAUAUUGUUCCAGGACGUACUGGUCAAUUUUUGGGGUUUGUUACAGCGUUGGUCAAAUCAGCGUUUGCAUUUGUUUUAUCGCCAGAAUUCAUUGCGAUUUCAGGUAGUGGUGAAAGUAAAGAUCCACGUCGAAACAUUGAAAAGGCCACAAAGAGAUUUGUUUAUCGAGUGAUUUUUUUCUAUAUCCUUGGGUCGUUUAUUAUCUCAGUUAUUGUUGCUUCGGAUGAUAACAGGUUGAUUGCAGCUGUGGACUCAGGGUCCUCAGGUGCAGCAGCAUCACCAUUUGUGAUUGGUAUUCAAAAUGCGGGCAUUCCAGUUUUGAAUCAUAUUAUUAAUGGAGUUAUAUUAACAUCAGCGCUUUCUGCUGGAAAUUCUUUGUUGUUUUCAGCAACGAGAUCGUUAUUUGCAAUGGCUAAACAAGGGUAUGCACCAAAGUUUUUUGGAUAUUGCAAUCGAUGGGGUAUUCCAUACUAUGCUGUUGCAGCAACUUCAGCAGUGUCACUACUUUCAUAUUUGAAUGUGUCCAACUCAGCAUCAGAUGUGUUUACUUGGUUGAGUAAUAUUACGACAGUUGCAGGAUUUAUUAAUUGGGGGGUGAUUUCAAUUACAUAUUUGAGAUGGAGAAAAGCUGUAAUGUAUAAUGGACUAUGGGAUAGAGUACCAUUCAAAACCAUUCUACAGCCAUAUGCUACAUAUUUUGCAUUUGGAUUUGUUGUGGUGAUGUCGUUGGUUAAUGGGUAUGGAGUGUUUUUCCCAGAUAACUGGAGCGCUUCAGAUUUUAUUGCAGCUUAUAUAACGAUUCCAAUUUUCCUUGUGUUAUGGCUCGGACAUAAAAUAGUUAUCGAUAAAUCAUGGAAGUUUUAUAAAAAAGUGGAUGAGAUAGAUGUUAUUACUGGAUUAGAAGAAGUGGAAGAAGCAGAAAAACAUUACGAAGAACGUAUUCCUAGAAACGUAUGGGAAAGAAUUUGGUUCUGGAUAGCCUAG